Pseudoliparis swirei is the source of this 2518-nucleotide messenger RNA. Its product is annotated as plexin domain-containing protein 1-like. The record is from RefSeq and is a predicted model, not a curated record. Lineage: Eukaryota; Metazoa; Chordata; Actinopteri; Perciformes; Liparidae. The coding region runs from base 504 to 1925 and encodes 473 amino acids. The transcript is spliced from 13 exons.
AGGUCUGUCCGAGAGUGAAACAUGUGAGGAAAGGGACCCACAGACCGACGGGAAGAAGUGAAGACUGGAUUCACGAAGCAACAAAUAGGAAUAUUGGUCAAAAAGGAAGGAAAAAGAGGAAACCCCUCACUCUGCAACACGUGAGCUGUUUGUCAACUCCUUUUCUGACAUAUGGACCUGUUCUGCCAGAAGUCGCUCUAAAGGGCGAAACAAGGGCGUGAGGAAGGGACACCACACCGUGUGAAGGAGGAGAAGAGCUGCAAACCUCGGCUGAGGUGAGGAGAAGAAGAAAAAAAGAGCAGUUGAGAGCAGAGGCGAAGAGAGAGCGACCAAAAGGCAGAGGAGUGAAGGAGUGAGGCGCCCCGUUCCUUCCAGCGGAGUGAGGGGUGGGGUGGGGGAAGAAGAAGAAGAAGAAGAAGAAGAAGAAGAAGAAGACAAAGAAGCAGGAGAGGAAGAGAGGAGUGAUAACGAGUCCGGGAAGGAGGGCGAAGCGUUGGCUGGACAUGGGGCUUUGUGCCGUUCUCCUCAUCUGUCUCUCCCAGGCUGAGCUGGGGAGAGUCUGGGCUCACCGGCAUGAAGAUGCACCCAGUGGGACUCCUCUGCACACACAUGUGGAUCUGUCCGGGUUUCACAGGACCAGGAGGGACCAGCGGACUCCACACAGACACAGAGAGGCCCGCAACAGCGGAGGAGGAGGACUUGACGUCAGCACCCUGACUGACAACACGACCAUCGUGGAGGACUCCAAGAAGUACUACGCCUGGCGGAGCUUCGGUCCGACGGACCGGCGGACGGAGGACUUAUGGGUCGACCUGAACAAGAGCCCGGUCCAGAUCCACGGCAUUCUGUCCAAUGCACACCAAAAAGCAGCGAGGGUGGCCCUUUCUUUUGAUUUCCCUUUUUACGGACACCACUUGAGACAAAUUAUCAUCGCGACUGGCGGCUUCAUCUACAUGGGGGACAUCACCCAUCGGAUGCUGACCGCCACGCAGUACAUCGCUCCCCUCAUGGCCAACUUUGACCCCAGCUUCUCCAACAACUCAACCGUGAGGUACUCGGACAACGGUAACCUAUUCGUGGUGCAGUGGGACAACGUGCACCUGAAGGACCGGGAGGCUGACGGGCCUUUCACCUUCCAGGCCGUCCUCGACAGAAAUGGAACCAUUGUUUUCAACUACAGAGACAUCCCCAUAGCGGUGGAGAGCAUGAAUUCCACCGAGCAUCCGGUGAAAGUGGGACUGUCCGAUGCUUUUUUGGCCCGCCUCCCCUCCUCGCAGCCCUCAGAUGAGAAUCGCCGCACCAUCUACGAGUAUCACCGCGUGGAGCUGAACACCUCAACGCUCGUUAGCAGAUCUUCUUUUGAGUUAACGCAUCUGCAGACUUGCCUUCAACACAAGACCUGUGACCUCUGCCUGACCUCCAACCUGACGACGGGCUGCGGCUGGUGCAACACUCUCCAACGAUGCUCCGACGGUAUCGACCGGCACAGACAAGAGUGGUUGGAUUACAACUGCCCCGAAGAGGCAAAAGGCACGUGUGAGGACUACAACCCCUUCCUGUCCGAGGGAACCGGGACCCCCUACAACCAGUCUUCUCCAGGUCCAACGUCUGCCUCAGUGACCGAAGACCACACUGUCACUAAAGACGUCCAGACGACUCCACCGGACCACAUCGGGAUACCAGAGAACACGGCCAUCAUAGCAGGUGUAGUGGCUGCACUGGUUCUGCUGGUGGUUCUGACCUUACUGGCGGUCUACUACAUCAACACACACCCAACCGUCGCUCCACCGUUCUACCUCAUGCAGCGUCGCACCAACAACUACUGGCCCUCCAUGAAGUUCCGCAACCAGGGCUGUCAGUCCAGCUACGCAGAGGUCGAGCUCGGGGGUCACGAAAAGGAAGGUUUCAUCGAGGCUGAGCAGUGACGCUGAGAUCCCUGGACUGGCAGGACUGGGAGAGCAGAAGAAGAAAGAGGGUCACCAUCCUGAGGACUGCACGGGCCUCACAAGCGGAGGAGAAACAGACUCGACCCCUCGGCGGCCGGACAGUGUUCGCUGCUUCUGUCGCUCUUCCCAGCUUUCUCCGUGUCUUUUUGCUCUUUCUGCCAUCACACACAAGGGGGACUUUGCCAUUUUAUACAAAAGGGGAUUGGAGGGUCUGAGAGGAAGCCGACGACAAAAAUGAUGAGAUGCAAAUGUGUAAUGUGUAAAAUAAAAAAUAAAAACAAUGCAAGCGGCUGUCAGGGAUUGACUCGAACUAGCCUUCAUACUGCAAACCAACAUACUGCUCGACGUAACAAUGUGUUUCCAUUCAGUUUAUGGGGUUUUGUUUCAUGAUGUGUGAAUGUUAUAUUUCAUGAUAACAGAUAUUUAGCAAUGUAACUGAUAGUGAUUAUAAUGAUCGUCUUGAAUUUCUCUGGAUAAAUGUUGUUUAGAUUUCCUUUUAGAGACUGUUUUCUUUUUACCUUUCUGUUGAAAUGUCUUCUAAUAAAAGCUGCCGGUGAGUGUUGAUAACCUCA